AUGGAGAGGUUUAAGAAAAAUAGCUAUAAAGUUGUAUCCGCUAGCGCAGCAGCUAUUGAAAAUGUAGCUAAACCUGCCGCAAAGCACUCGACAAAAAUAAUGAUUGAAGGCGCCCAACAGAUAUUUACAGGAAUCAACGGAUUCUUUGAAGAAGUCGAUAGAGGGACACAUCGGAAGUUAUCAUGGCUGUUUAAUGGGUUGAAAAAGAUGAACCGGGGUGUAGAAAAGCUGACAACCUACAGUCUUGUCGCAAAUUACCAAGAUACCAUGAACAAUUUAAACAUUGUAGAAAGAGGACUCAAUGCCCAACAAGAAGAUAUGGAAAAAUACUUUAAAAAAGUUGGCAUUGGCAUUGAUAAAAGUUGGGCUUUUUCUAUUGAAAACAGAGAAACCAUUCGAGAAAUUUCUGAAUUUAUUAAGGAAAGCACGAAGGAGUGUAAAAAUAUUCCAUACCAUAAAAUUUGGCAAUACUUUAUGGCAUUCGUUAUUGUACAGGAGCGAGCAAGGCAUUUAUUGUGGAAAGCUGUUAUCGUCCCAAGGACUCCUGAUAUGGCAGCUUCUUUAGAAGAAAUGGCUUAUUACAGCCGAUAUGCAACUGCUAUAUAUGGCAAAUAUCUUAUCAACAUUCUGAUGGAGAAAAAAGUCCUUGAUUUGUUCAAAAAAAUAAAUGAUGACCAAAUCUUUUUAAGAUACUCCAAUACAAGCCAACAAGACCUUGCAUACUCCCAUAUAAAAUCCCAAAGGUUUUUUCCAGGACAUACAAUAUGUUUAAACCAUACCAGAAAAUCCAUAAUUUUAUGCAUCAGAGGUACAAUGUCAGUUUUUGACUGUAUGACUGAUCUCAAAGGUGAAUAUACGUCUCAUGACUACACUGACCCAUUUACAGGCGAAAUUAAAGCGACAGGCUCUGUUCAUAUGGGCAUCAUGGAAUGUGCCAAAAAUUUAGCCACCAAUCUCAAGCCUCUAAUUAUAGAACAACUUGAAAAAUUCCCUGACUACUCCUUAGUAAUAGCUGGACAUAGUCUAGGAGCUGGCUCCACCGCUUUAUUAAGCCUAAUCUGGAUGUCAGACCCUGACAUUAUGAGAAAAGGGUUCAAAGCUUUUGCUUAUGCCCCUCCUGCAGUUGUAUCAGAAAAUCUCAACCAUUAUCUAAAACAAUGUGUCAUGAGCUGCUCACAUGGCAAUGACCUAGUCGUCAGAUGCUCUUUUGGAGCCAUAAAAGACGCAGUUGGGAUGAUCGAGGCGUUUCAUAGAAGAGACCGGACUGCAGGAAUAAAAGCUUCUCAUAUCGUCAAUAAAGAAAUUUUCAAAGGAACUUAUACUGAUACAGAAAUUUUAGCUGUUUAUGAGGACAUAAAAUCAAAUUUCACCAACUAUAAGCUGCAGCCUCCUGGGCAUAUUUUUCAGAUUUAUCAUAGGUUAAGGCAUAGUGACGCCCAAAUUUUGUAUGAGACACAAAAUUUGGAAAAUUUGUAUGUAGGGGAAUUUGUGGAACCGGAGCUGUAUUAUGAAAUUGUGUAUGCCAGGACAAUGCUGAGUGACCAUAUGCCGGAUUUGUAUGAAAAAGGGCUGAAUUUUUUGGUGUAUGGGGAUGAAAAAAGACAGGAAAUUGAGUGUGGGGAGGCCAGUCCUUCGGAAGAGACUCAGGAACCGAAUGAAAAUGAAGCGGUUGUGAGUGAUGAUGAAAGCAAUUAUCUUGAAGCAGAAAAUGAAGAAGUGCAAGUGCAGAGCCAGGAGGAGGCAAAAAUUAAUGAUGACCCUUAUUUGAUGUAA
Blepharisma stoltei is the source of this 1773-nucleotide messenger RNA. NCBI's taxonomy places the organism in Eukaryota, Ciliophora, Heterotrichea, Heterotrichida, Blepharismidae. The record is from the annotation of a GenBank genome assembly.